Ceratitis capitata (Mediterranean fruit fly) is the source of this 1521-nucleotide messenger RNA. RefSeq names its product beclin-1-like protein (gene Atg6). NCBI's taxonomy places the organism in Eukaryota, Metazoa, Arthropoda, Insecta, Diptera, Tephritidae. The record is from RefSeq and is a predicted model, not a curated record. Gene Ontology annotation, biological process: cellular response to nitrogen starvation; autophagosome assembly; late endosome to vacuole transport. Gene Ontology annotation, cellular component: phagophore assembly site; phosphatidylinositol 3-kinase complex, class III, type II; phosphatidylinositol 3-kinase complex, class III, type I. Bases 109 to 1374 code for a protein of 421 amino acids. The transcript is spliced from 3 exons.
AUCUCUAUGUAUACAAUCAGUUCUUGUUCCAGGAAAGUUGUAUAGAAAGACAUUUGUUUAUUUUUCAGUGCGUUCAUAAACAACUUCAGUUUUGUAAAAGUUAAAAAAAUGAGUGUGCCGGAUAAAAUACCCGUCUCAUUUGCUUGUCAGAGUUGCAUGCAACCCAUUAUUUUGGACGAAAGUUUAGACAAUAUCGAUGUUCACUCAAUGGCAGAACUUGAAUUACCAAUUUAUUCAGACAAUUCGAACACGUUAGAUACACAAGAUCCGAAUGCUUUUGAUCAUUUUGUGCCACCUUUUCGUUUGUCGGAAUCCAUCAAUAAUACCGGCUUUAUGAUGGUGUCGGACGGAAAGGAAAAGAAAUUGGGUACUUUGUUCAGACUCAAAGCAGAACUAUUCGACUGCCUUUCUUCAAAUUCCGAAAUUGAUCAUCCACUAUGUGAGGAAUGUGCUGAUUCUAUGCUAGAAAGCAUGGAUCAAGAAUUGAAAAUAGCCGAGAAAGAAUGGCGCGAUUAUAAAAACUACCUGGAUAAUCUUGAGCAACAACAAAAAUGCCCCAAUACGACAGAAUUAGAGAAAGAACUGAAUGAACUAAAAGAAAAUGAGUCUCGCAUGCUAGCAGAAUUAGAGCGCCUUAAAUUAGAGGAAGAAUCUUUAAAAGAAGAAGUGAAAAAGGAAGAGGAAGAAAAGAUAAAACUACAAAAACAAGAAGCAAAAUAUUGGCGAGAAUACACAAAGCAUCGUCGAGAAUUAAUGUUGACCGAGGAUGAUAAACGUAGCCUGGAAUGCCAAAUAAGCUAUGCAGAACAACAGCUGGAAAAAUUGAAAGAUGCAAACAUUUUUAACAUUACCUUUCAUAUAUGGCAUGCGGGUCAUUUUGGUACUAUCAAUAAUUUUCGGCUUGGCAGAUUGCCAUCUGCCGCCGUGGAUUGGUCAGAAAUAAAUGCUGCUUGGGGUCAAACAGCUUUACUUUUAUGUGCCCUUGCCAGAAAGAUAGAUUUGAUUUUCGAGCGCUAUCGUAUCGUACCUUUUGGUAAUCAUUCAUACGUCGAAGUUAUAGGAGAGAAUCGUGAGCUUCCCCUUUAUGGAACGGGAGGUUUCAAAUUCUUUUGGGAUACUAAAUUUGAUGCUGCCAUGGUUGCUUUUCUUGACUGCUUGACACAGUUUAGGGAGGAGGUUGAAAAACGCGAUACAGAAUUUCUACUGCCAUACAAAAUGGAAAAGGGAAAAAUUAUUGAUCCGUCUACCGGAAAUUCAUAUUCAAUUAAAAUUCAAUUCAACUCCGAAGAGCAGUGGACAAAAGCUUUAAAAUUCAUGCUGACAAAUCUAAAAUGGGGUCUUGCUUGGGUUUCAUCUCAAUUUGCUAAUGAUUAAUUUAUGCUUAAUUCUAAGAAUUUUAAUUAGUUCAAAAUAACAAAAGUUUGAAUUAAUUUUCUGGAAUAUUAUAUUUAUUUGUAAUAGUUCAUAUAAUUAUAUAAAACUUGCACUUUCAUCUGAAUAUAAAAUAUCGUCAUCUAUCAA